AUGUCACAAAUUUUACCUACUGGGAUUUCAACCGAACUUACUACAGCACGAAAUAUUGCAAAAACGCAUGAUCGCGCGGGUUCACCUGGUGCCGCAAGUACCUGGUAUGCUAACGAAUCCACAAGUAACGUUACAUCCUACACUAAGGAUGAAGUGAAGGCCAUGCUUCGCACCAUUCUUGAGGAGACAUACGUACGACUUAGUGGUUACAUAUUCAAGCAAAUACAAAGUGGACCGAUGGGUGGCAAUGCCAGCCCAGAUAUUGCCGAUCUCACACUGUCAGUAAUACAGUAUCUCUUUCUUCGUAAGAAUCCGGAGUUUCAUUUUCAUCUUCCGAUAUAUCGACGAUAUUUGCGCCGACUUUGCUGA
Gongylonema pulchrum is the source of this 369-nucleotide messenger RNA. NCBI's taxonomy places the organism in Eukaryota, Metazoa, Nematoda, Chromadorea, Rhabditida, Gongylonematidae. The record is from the annotation of a GenBank genome assembly.